This is a messenger RNA of Castor canadensis (American beaver), 2140 nucleotides long. It is a transcript of the gene Det1, whose product is annotated as DET1 partner of COP1 E3 ubiquitin ligase. Lineage: Eukaryota; Metazoa; Chordata; Mammalia; Rodentia; Castoridae. Gene Ontology annotation, molecular function: ubiquitin-like ligase-substrate adaptor activity; ubiquitin protein ligase binding. Gene Ontology annotation, cellular component: nucleus; cullin-RING ubiquitin ligase complex. The record is from RefSeq and is a predicted model, not a curated record. Gene Ontology annotation, biological process: positive regulation of proteasomal ubiquitin-dependent protein catabolic process; protein ubiquitination.
CCGGGGUCCCGCGGCAUGGCGGGGGCGGGGCCGGGAGUGAUGCACACCGAGUAGGCUGGGGUGUCCCGGCCUCUUGCACCAGGACCGGACAGAGAUGUGAUAAUGGAUCAUCAUGUCUCCACCAUUAAACCUCGAAGAAUCCAGAACCAGAACGUCAUUCACCGCCUGGAGCGCCGGCGGAUCAGCUCAGGCAAGGCGGGUACCCACUGGCACCAGGUCCGAGUUUUCCACCAGAAUGUCUUCCCCAACUUCACAGUUGUCAACGUGGAAAAGCCUCCGUGUUUCUUGCGUAAAUUCUCACCCGAUGGACGCUACUUUAUUGCUUUUUCUUCUGACCAGACAUCUCUUGAAAUCUAUGAGUACCAGGGCUGCCAAGCAGCAGAGGACCUGCUGCAGGGAUAUGAGGGGGAGAUCCUGUCCAAUGGCAAUGACCAGCGGUCGGUCAAUAUCCGAGGCCGGCUCUUUGAACGCUUUUUCGUCCUGCUGCACAUUACCAAUGUAGCAGCCAACGGUGAGCACCUGAACCGGGAGUGUACUUUCACGGAUGACUGCCGGUGUGUCAUCGUGGGCUCUGCUGCCUACCUCCCGGACGAGCCGCACCCUCCUUUCUAUGAGGUGUAUCGGAACAGUGAAUCGGUGACCCCCAACCCACGGUCCCCUCUGGAGGACUAUUCGCUCCACAUCAUCGACCUGCACACUGGCCGCUUGUGUGACACACGCACAUUUAAGUGUGAUAAAGUGGUCCUGUCGCACAACCAAGGGCUCUACUUGUACAAAAACAUCCUGGCCAUCUUGUCUGUGCAACAGCAGACCAUCCAUGUCUUCCAGGUGACUCCUGAGGGCACUUUCAUCGACGUGCGGACCAUUGGCCGCUUUUGCUACGAGGAUGACCUCCUCACUGUGUCAGCCGUUUUCCCCGAGGUGCAGCGGGACAGUCAGACAGGCAUGGCCAACCCCUUCAGGGACCCUUUCAUCAACUCCCUGAAACACCGGCUGCUGGUGCACCUGUGGCGCCGGGCGGAACAGGAUGGCAGCGCCAUGGCCAAGAGGCGCUUCUUCCAGUACUUUGACCAGCUCCGGCAGCUGCGCAUGUGGAAGAUGCAGCUUCUGGACGAGAACCAUCUGUUUAUCAAGUACACCAGUGAGGAUGUGGUGACCCUGCGCGUCACAGACCCAUCCCAGGCCUCUUUCUUUGUGGUGUACAACAUGGUGACGACUGAGGUGAUCGCUGUGUUUGAGAAUACCUCGGAUGAGCUUUUGGAGCUCUUUGAGAAUUUCUGUGACCUCUUCCGUAAUGCCACCCUGCAUAGUGAAGUCCAGUUUCCCUGCUCAGCUUCUAGCAACAAUUUUGCAAGGCAGAUCCAGCGCCGGUUCAAAGAUACAAUUAUAAACGCCAAGUAUGGCGGGCACACGGAGGCGGUACGCCGGCUGCUGGGACAGCUCCCCAUCAGCGCCCAGUCUUACAGUGGUAGCCCCUACCUGGAUUUGUCUCUGUUCAGCUACGAUGACAAGUGGGUGUCAGUCAUGGAGCGACCCAAGACCUGCGGCGAUCACCCUAUCAGGUUCUACGCCCGUGACUCUGGCCUGCUCAAGUUUGAGAUCCAGGCAGGCUUACUGGGCCGCCCCAUCAACCACACUGUGCGACGCCUCGUUGCCUUCACCUUUCACCCUUUUGAGCCGUUCGCCAUCUCUGUGCAGAGGACUAACGCGGAGUAUGUUGUGAACUUCCACAUGCGCCACUGCUGCGCGUAGCCCUCUUGCCCCGGCCAGGCCAUCUGCCCUUCCGGACCUCGACCCUUCUCGUUUUGUGGGCAGCAAAAGCUGAUGACUGCCACUGGUGACCCUCACAUGGACAGAGCCAGACAGAAGAGCGAGGGGUGCAGUGUAGUGGAACUUUCUGGGUCCUCUUGCCUUUUCCCUGUGGGAAUGCCCAGCAUUACUUACAUCUGUUUAGUUUUUGUUUAUUUAGCAUUUAUCGCUGUGAAGAUAAAAGCAUUACACCUUUACCCAUUUGUGUCACUUCUUUGGGAUUAUGGUCUGCAGCCUGAAGCAGAAAAAUUGUGUUUACUCAUAGAACUGUAUACAUCCUUUUCAUUUAUGCAGCAAGCAGGGCUGUCUUUAUAAGAAAAAAAAAUAAAGC